Dentiscutata erythropus is the source of this 172-nucleotide messenger RNA. NCBI's taxonomy places the organism in Eukaryota, Fungi, Glomeromycota, Glomeromycetes, Diversisporales, Gigasporaceae. The record is from the annotation of a GenBank genome assembly.
CGAUCUUUGUGAAAUUUGCACUUUAUUUAAAGCCAACUUAUUAGCUACAAAAAAAGAUAUCGACGAAUAUAAUAAAGUUCAAGUCGAGUUUAAUAAACAUAAGGAAGCUGAACAAAGCUUGGUCUUGGUAAAACGGCCACCUAUAUUGACUAUAGUAAGCCUGCUAUUAUAA